This is a messenger RNA of Hydractinia symbiolongicarpus, 3288 nucleotides long. RefSeq names its product zinc finger protein 880-like. The coding region runs from base 56 to 2242 and encodes 728 amino acids. NCBI's taxonomy places the organism in Eukaryota, Metazoa, Cnidaria, Hydrozoa, Anthoathecata, Hydractiniidae. The record is from RefSeq and is a predicted model, not a curated record. The transcript has 4 exons.
AGUGUGUUCAUAACUUUAUUCAGAAAGUUUUUCACCUUUUAUACCCACUUUCAGAAUGGCGUUUAAUACCGAAAAUUUUCAACUUUCAUUGCAGAAUCCCCUUGAAACUGCUAGAUUCGCUGUGGAGAAAAUAACUGACACAUUUCUAGGUCAAGAUAAUAAAAUUUAUUACAAAGUCAAAUGGCAAGAAACCUGGGAGCCAGAGGAGCGUCUUAUGUCAUUAUGUGCCCAAUUGGUUAAUGAAUUUUGGAAAGAAUAUUAUUCUAGAACUCAACAACAACAACAACAUCAACAGCAACAGCAAAGAGAGCAUCAGUUGCAGCAGCAACAAUCUGCAAUUCAUCCAGCACCACAAGUUGGGCUUCCAUCACAGGAGCAUUCUCAGUCUCAGUUACAACCUACUCAAGUUCACCAACCACCACAUAGUAUACAACAAGGACAACAUUUAAACCAAUUGCUUGCUGUACCUAGUUCUUCUGGUUCAAAUUUACUGCCACAACAUUCUACCGUUGCACAAAAUGUAUCACUACCACACGUUCCAAUACCAGAACAAAAUCAGACACAAGAGGUGCCAACCAAUAUUCAGCAGCUACAAGGAGUUGCAGAUUUUCGAAUACAAUCAAAUUCUUUGGAAAAAAGGUCCACCCAUGUUUUUUUGCAGCCACGGUUUUUAUCCAACAGUAUGCUUGCACCACGUUUUCCUUUUAUGCCUAAUUUUGUGCAUUCAGUCCCUCCACCAUCAAAGGCAUGUAAUACUCAGGAUCAGUUGCAAGGCUCAGCAAUUGUGCAAGAAAACGUGGAAAAGGUAAAGAAAUACACUUGCAUUAGCUGUGAAAAAGUGUUCACAACAAAACAAAAUUUGAAGAAGCAUGAGUUACUGCAUCACCAAGCUGCUACAUCACUUUGUUGUCAAACUUGUGGUAAAAAAUUUGAAAAAAAGACAGCUUUGACAAGACAUAUGCUGACUCAUACAACCAACCGUCCACACAUCUGUUCAGAAUGUGGUAAAGGUUUUAAGGAGAGGUCAAACUUGACCAAGCAUCUUAUUAUUCAUACUGGUGCAAGACCCCACGCUUGCGAUGUCUGCAAUGCUCGAUUUCGCCAACUCGGCCAUUUACUUAAACAUUUGUUGGUUCACAAGUCGGAAAAGCCACACAAAUGUAAUAUUUGUUUGAAAGGUUUUAAAAGAAAAGAACACUUGAAGGAUCAUUUAAUUAUUCACACUGGUGAUUAUCCGUAUCAAUGCGAAGUUUGUGGGAAAAAAUUUCGCUUUAAAACCAAUCUUAAAGUCCACAUACUUCAGCACAAUGGCCGGAAAGAUUUUGUUUGUGAUGUGUGUCAAAAAGCAUUUACUGGAAAAGCCAACCUAGUGCAACAUCGAUUAAUACACGAUCCUGAUUAUAGUUUUAAUUGUAACGUCUGUUCGAAGAAAUUUCGUAGGAAAGGUCAUUUAAAACGUCAUAUGGAUAUUCACAAGAACGAGCGACUUCUAACUUGUGUGUUUUGUAAAGAAACAUUUCCUAAUAGACCAACUUACCGUAAGCAUUUGUUAGUUCAUACUGGCUCAAAACCGUUUGUUUGUACCACUUGUGAUAAAAGAUUUGCAGCAAAAUCCUAUCUUACCCAGCAUAUGCUUACUCACACUGAGGAACUUUCAUUUUCGUGUGAUAAGUGUGACAAAAAAUUUGGUUCGGAAUCAGCGCUUGCAAAGCAUGCCCUUAUACAUUCUAUCACAAAACAGUUUUCUUGUGAAAAAUGCAAUCGCACGUUUCGAUACAACUCAAACUUUAAAAAACAUGAAUUAAAUUGCAAUGGUGUGAAGUCUAAGGAUGUAAAAAAAGCAAAAAGUGAAAGUUUGGGUGAAGAUGAAGUUACUUCACAAAACACUAUAGCUGACUUGUCAGAACAAAAAUCUUACCAAAGCAAGAAUGAACAGCUGAAAGCUGCAGUGAACAACUCAACUGAGGAAAACGACUUUAAUAAUCAUUAUCAAAACAUAAUAAGUGAGUUUCAUAGUCAAUCUCAACUACCAUCUAACAUGAUGGAUGCAUCGACUGCAGUUUCUGAAGUAGUAAACAAAGAAUGUGUCUUACAUGUAGUUCCAAAUGAAAACUUAGCAAAACAAAUGGAUAAAAAUCAAAAUGUUAAGUCAAAUGAUAAAGUUAGUACUGCUGUCCAUUUUGAAAGCUUGGUGUUGCCUGAAAGCAUUGUAAAACAAGGAACGUUUUCAGAGCAAAGUUGAUUAUACUUUUGUUUAUCACAAACUAUGCAAUUCAAAAUUUUAGGCAAAUUAUGUUUUUACAAAAUUUAUAACAACUAUUUAACAUUCUCAAUACGUUUAAUGCAUUGUCGUAGAUUUAUUUUACUCUAGACCCAAAACAAUUUCUUUUCUUUCAACGUUAUAUUUUCAGCAUUGUACAUGAGAUUCUGCAAGUCUUAUGAAUUUUUUUUGUUCAAUCUCAUCCAGUAAUUGCCAUCAGCAAAUAAUUGCUAGCUUAUAAAUGCCGACAAUUAUAUUGGUAAAUGUAGAGUGCUGACGUGAAUUCAAAGGCUGUAUCAACAUAAUAAUUACCUGCAGUGUUGUUACAUUGAUUAUCACUAUAUUAACCAAAAGCUCUUUUUUAGGGUGUCCUCAGAAUUAGAGAAUUUUUUUUUUAAUUAUUGGUGUAUAAAUUUUUUGUCUUUUAAAUACUUAAUUUUAAUUUAUUUAUUAGUACUAUGUCUGUUUAAAUUUAUUGCUUGUCUUCUUUUGUUUUAUUUCUUUUAUACUUUUUGUCGACAAGUUUGCACUCCUUAAAAUCUGAUAAAUUUGUUAUUUUGUUUUAUUUCAUACGAGGGAAUAGUGUAUUACUUUUAUUAUAAUUUUUAAUAUCUUUUUACUAUACAAAGAUAAUAUUUAUGAUGGCUCUUAUUGGUUUACAUAUUACUAGGUUCCAUGUUAAGAGCUACCAUUUGAUAUAUUUGCAAGAGCCACCAAAAUCUAAAAAAUAGCACAAAUUAAGGCAAGUUUAAUAAAAGCCAACAAUUUUUUUUAAUCGAAUUAGGAAUUGUUAUUUAUUUUGAUUUAAACUAAUUUAUACAUUGGCACAAUGAUACAAGCACAUGGAUAGUACACAAUUAAAAAAAUAUUUUUUAUUUUUCUACGUAUACCCCCAAUGUUUAACAAGAUAGAGGAAUGUGGUAUAUAAAAUAUUUAUGACGUUAAUAUUUACCAGAUAUUAGCCAGUUUUGAUGUUGUACUGUGAAAUCCAAAUAAGUCAAAAGCUCAGACUGAGAAAUUCAAUUGAA